AUGAUAUCCAAAGGUGGUGCUACUGCAUUGCGUGUUAUGACGUACAAUAUUCGAUAUGAUACUACUGCUGAUGGACAAAAUCAAUGGUCCAAUCGUAAAGCUAAUGUGUUUCAAUUAAUAAAAGAUCGAACACCUGAUCUAUUGGGUAUUCAAGAAGCAUUGGCAAGACAAAUGACUGAUUUACAGACAGCGUUACCUAACUAUCGUCAUUAUGGGGUAGGUCGUGAUGAUGGUAACACGAGAGGUGAAUAUUCAGCAAUAUUCUAUCGAGCAGAUCGUUUUGAUUUACUUAAAAGUGGUACAUUUUGGCUUUCACCGACACCGACUAUAGUUGGAAGUAAAGGUUGGGAUGCAGCUAUAACACGUAUAUGUAGUUGGAUACAAAUUCGUGAUAAACGAACUCAACAAGUUUUAUAUCAUUUCAAUACACAUUAUGAUCAUAAAGGUGAAAAUGCUCGUCUUCAAAGUUCUCAUUUAAUUCUAAAUCAAAUAAAAACUAUUGCUGGAACUACAACACCUGUCAUAUUCACUGGUGAUUUAAAUGCAACGCCAAAUUCAGAUCCUUAUCGUACUAUAAUUACAAAUACAGCUUUUAAAGAUUCUUAUUCUAUAUCAGAAAUUCCUCAUUGUGGUCCCAAUGGUACUUUUUCAACAUUUGAUGUUUCGAAUAAGAUGGGUGAUCGUAUUGAUUAUAUUUUUUCAACAUCACAUUUUAAAGUUCUACAACAUGGUGCUUUAACCGAUUCAAAUGAUGGUUUUUAUCCAUCCGAUCAUAUUCCAGUCUUGGCUGAAGUAAUCAUCAAAACAGACACUUCUGGAUAA
This is a messenger RNA of Adineta steineri, 822 nucleotides long. The record is from the annotation of a GenBank genome assembly. Lineage: Eukaryota; Metazoa; Rotifera; Eurotatoria; Adinetida; Adinetidae.